CAAAAAGUCAAAAAUGCAGAGUUCUCUCGCGUUGGCAUUUUUCUCUGGCAGGAGGAGGUAGUCUUCAAUCCAAUUUCGACGUUGUAAUUUUGAAACAACAGUACAAAACGUCGCAACUUUUCGUCAUUCAAUUCAUUAGGUGUUACGUGCAAUUUGUACUAGUAGCACAAUCCAGAAACUUUGAAUUCACCCAAAUCUAUUUAAAUAUGUCUGAUUUCGAGUUUCUGUUUACCUCUGAAUCCGUCGGUGAGGGUCACCCCGACAAAAUCUGUGAUCAGGUAUCUGACGCUGUUCUAGACGCGUGUCUGGCCGAGGACCCUCAGUCGAAGGUAGCCUGCGAAAGUGCGUCAAAGACCGGUAUGAUCAUGGUCUUCGGCGAGAUCACAACUAAGGCUGUGCUUGACUAUCAGCAAAUCAUCCGUGGUGCCAUUAAGAAGAUUGGUUACAACGAUUCCUCUCUAGGUUUCGAUUACAAGACGUGCAACGUCAUGAUUGCGAUUGAGCAGCAGUCUCCAGAUAUUGCACAAGGUGUUCACGAAGAACGUGAUGAUCUUGACGUAGGCGCUGGUGAUCAGGGAAUCAUGUUUGGUUAUGCGACCGAUGAAACUCCGGAGUAUAUGCCUCUUACUUGCCAGCUGUCGCAUCAGCUUAAUGCCAAGCUUGCCGAGCUUCGUCGUUCAACCCAUCCUUGGAUUGGACCCGACACCAAGACUCAGGUCACUGUGGAGUACAAGAAGUCCGGUGGAUCUCUUGCUCCCGUCCGUGUGCACACAGUUGUAAUUUCUGCACAGCACACUGAUGACAUCAAGCAGGAUGCUAUCGUUAAGGCUCUAGAGGAAGAUGUUGUCAAAGCCGUCAUUCCCGAGCGCUACCUUGAUGCCAAUACUGUACUUCACUUGAAUCCAAGUGGACGAUUCGUUAUCGGCGGACCUCAAGGUGAUGCCGGACUAACAGGCCGUAAGAUCAUUGUAGACACUUACGGAGGUUGGGGAGCUCAUGGAGGAGGUGCCUUCUCCGGCAAGGAUCCAACCAAGGUUGAUCGAUCAGCCGCCUAUGCUGCUCGUUGGGUUGCCAAGUCACUUGUUGCAGCCAAGUUGGCAAACAGAUGCCUUGUGCAGCUUUCAUACGCCAUUGGUGUAGCUAAGCCCCUAUCUGUGUUCGUAGACACUUAUGGAACUGGAACCAAAACUGAUGGUGACAUUGUCAAGAUCAUCGAGCAGAACUUUGAUCUUCGCCCUGGAGCUUUGAUCCGUGAUCUGGAUCUAUUGAAGCCGAUAUAUCAAGACACAGCAUGCUACGGACAUUUCGGCCGCAAUGAGUUCAGCUGGGAGAAGCCCAGAAUCCUCAACUUUUAAUUACAAGAUUUUCAAAUAACCAAUAUUGGACAGCUUACGUUGAGUUUGUCCCGUGACGGUUCAACAUUAUAAUGCUUUUAAGAGGUGGUUGAUUUCACCUCACCUAACGAUUAUUAGGUGUAAAGAAGGCAAGAGAUAAUACAAUAGCACUGGAGUCAGUUCUGGAUAGCUCUUAACAUUAACUGUAAACAGGAUAAGUAUUUAAAUAUAAAAAGGCAUCCUUGAGCAUG
This is a messenger RNA of Sphaeroforma arctica JP610, 1585 nucleotides long. Its product is annotated as S-adenosylmethionine synthase 3. NCBI's taxonomy places the organism in Eukaryota, Ichthyosporea, Ichthyophonida. Bases 207 to 1355 code for a protein of 382 amino acids. Gene Ontology annotation, biological process: S-adenosylmethionine biosynthetic process. Gene Ontology annotation, cellular component: cytosol. Gene Ontology annotation, molecular function: methionine adenosyltransferase activity; ATP binding. The record is from RefSeq and is a predicted model, not a curated record. The transcript is spliced from 2 exons.